Messenger RNA from Exophiala aquamarina CBS 119918, 195 nucleotides. RefSeq lists its product as uncharacterized. The annotation marks the transcript as partial. The transcript has a single exon. The record is from RefSeq and is a predicted model, not a curated record. NCBI's taxonomy places the organism in Eukaryota, Fungi, Ascomycota, Eurotiomycetes, Chaetothyriales, Herpotrichiellaceae.
CUAACAUUAAGCAGCUCCUACAAAUCAUUACCUCCUAAGACCCGUGGCAUGAUCGGCGCUGCUCUUAUGCUCAAUGCCUCCGCCAUGUUAUUAUUCUCCGACCAGAUUGAAGAGGCUUUAGGAUUGAAAUCCAACGUCGAACAGCAGCAGAAGCUGUUCCAAAUCCAAACCAUUGAGCGUGAAACAAAAGGCUAG